Molecule: messenger RNA, 1662 nt
Organism: Aptenodytes forsteri (emperor penguin)
Lineage: Eukaryota; Metazoa; Chordata; Aves; Sphenisciformes; Spheniscidae
Gene: PRICKLE4
Product: prickle planar cell polarity protein 4
Exons: 8
Coding region: 1-1662 (553 amino acids)
Molecular function (GO): zinc ion binding
Source: RefSeq, a predicted model, not a curated record
AUGCCUCUGAAAGCUGCCAGUGCUUUUGGGCGCUUGAAAGGGGAUCUGGUCUUUUUGGUGACGCUCAUGUCCCUGCCGAGCCCCGCAUGGCCCCAGCGAGACGAGCCUCCCCCCUGCAGCACUGCCACCGGCCUCCCGCCGGCCUCAUCCGACAGUGACUCCGGCUGUGCCCUGGAAGAGUACCUGGAGCCCCCUGUGGACCCCGCUCCCUCUGAGGUCCCGGUGUGCUUCGGCACCCGCUCGCCGCAGCCUGCUUCUCCCGCCGACAGGAUCCGGCUCCGCGCCAGAGCCCUCCUGCAGCAGCUGCCUCCUCAGGACUGCGAUGAGCGGUACUGCCCCGACCUCGCAGAGGAGGAGAGGAGGCAGCUACAGGCGUUCAGCGCCCGACGGAGACGGGAGGCCCUGGGGCAGGGGCUGGCAUGUCCCGUGCCGGGUCCCUGCCAUGGCUGUCCCUGCAAGAAGUGCGGCAGGAAGCUGAACAAAGGGGACCCGGGGAUUUCGGCAUCCCGGCUGGGGGACCAGUUCUGGCACCCAUCCUGCUUCUCCUGCCACUUCUGCCACCAGCCCCUGGUGGACCUCAUCUACUUCCAGCAGGACGGGAGGAUCUACUGCGGCCGGCACCACGCCGAGCUCUUCCGACCCCGCUGUGCCUCCUGCGACCAGCUGAUCUUCAUGGAGGAGUGCAUCGAAGCGGAGGGCCGGCGCUGGCACCUGGAGCACUUCUGCUGCCUGGAGUGCGACGUGCCCCUGCGCGGGCAGCGCUACGUGAUGAAGAGCGGCCGGCCCUGCUGCCGCGGCUGCUUCGAGAGCCUCUUCGCCGAGCCGUGCCAGGCCUGCGGGGACCCCAUCGGUGUCGACAGCGAGGAGGCCACCCACCAAGGGCUGCACUGGCAUGCCCGAGCCGCCUGCUUCUGCUGCAGCCUCUGCCGAAAGCCGCUGCAUGGGCAGCCCCUCACCUCCCGCCGCGGCCGGCUCUUCUGCUCCGAGACCUGUAGCCUGGGACAGGAUGCAUCCUCCACCGCCUCCGACUCCUCCGACUCAGCUAUCGCCUCAGCCCCGUCCCCCGACUCGACGCCCCUCUCCCGAGCCGGCCCCGCCAGCAGGACCGUGCCGGGGACAGGCAGCACCUCGGCGGCCGGGGGCUGCAGGCAGCGGGUGGAAGGGGCUGAGGCGUUUCUGGAUCAGGCCUCCAUGCAUCCAGCGUUCAGGAGCCUGGAGGACCGCGGAGCAGCCGCUAAGGAGUGGCGCAGGGAUGCUGGGAACGCAGGGAUGCUGGGACCACCGGCCGGACACCCCUCCGGCCCCCAGCCCAGCACAGAGGGUCCAAAUGGGCCUGGAGCCCCCAACCAUCCAGUUUUGGGGGGCCCUGACCCACGAACACCCACAGGCCAUGGAAACCCACAUUUCCGAGCGGGCAUGUCCCCUGCCCGAUACAGCCCACGGCCGGAGGACAUCGACCUACAGGACAUCACGGAGGAGGAUGACUCCUGGUGUCCCACCUGCUCUUCAUCUUCAGACUCGGACUCGGAGGAAGAGGGUUUCUUCUUCGGGAAGCCCAUCCCCAAGCCUGGGAUGAGCUCCCUGGGCAGGGAGCCCCUGGGGAGGGCCGGGAGCAGGACGGCGAAGCCACGGGGCAGCAGCAAGCACUGCAGCGUGUCCUAG